CCAAGGUCGAGUUUCGUUCCGGGCACAAAUCCCAAUUUGAAACGAGUAUUCUGUCACUUGAAAAUGGAGUCGAAAGUCACGUCAUCCUACGGGAAAAAUGAUCCUAAACAGGUAAACGAGACAACGAGCCGCCCUGUUCGUCGAAUUGAAUCAAAAAAGAUUGAAAUUUCGAACGAAUUGUUUGAAAAAAGACACUCGAUAGAGGAGCCACCAAUAGACAAACAGCUUCCGCUAUCUAAGAUACCCAGUCGCAGAUCUCGUUCCGUUCAGCCAGCGCGAACCGUCACGCGUAACACGUCGCAACGUUCAUUUUCAGUCGAUCGGCGCGAGAAAAGUUCUGGAUUCGGUUCGGUUAAUAAAUGUGCGACUCUAAAUAAACCAGCAUCGAGGCCAAUAGGAAAAAUAACUGUAACUCUAGAGUCGAAAAACAAGGUCAGCGACAAAAGAAAAAAAAUUUCGUCCAACUCACCGAAGAUCGAUCGAGAAAAGGAAAAGUCGCUGACUAUAAAAACGGUGACGCCUGCCGAUGGAUCAUUGCUACGGCCACCGAUAAAGACUCCUAUCAAGGUGGUGAUUCGACGGAAAAAGUACAACACAAACGUGCCUAAGAAGGGUGAGUUACUGGAACCUCGAAAUAAUUUCAACGAAGAAAUCAAGUUUUUCCCCGCCGAAUUACUGUAUCACGGAGAAUACCUCGAUGAACUGCCGCUGAUCGAGCAUGAAAGGGAACAACGAGCACCGCAAUUGUCGGAUAAUUUCUUAACGAAGCACAUCAACGCGGAGCAGAGGAGGCUGGUCGUCAUUUUUAUAAUACGUCUUGGAGUACACUGCCGAUAUUCGUCGCGUAUUGUGUAUCAAGCGGUGAAGCUGUUUGACGCCGUUAUGGACAAGAUUUCCCCGGAUACAACGUUUAUCCAAUUGAACGCGUUGGCCAGUUUGUGGAUCAUGCUCAAGAGACAAGAGAAAUUUCAUAAGAUUCCGUCGGCUAUGAAGAUGGUGUCUCUUGCCAAUGAUCUUUACAUAGGAAGAGAGGACUUGUUAAUUGAUUGCGAGAGAAAGAUUUUGGAAGUUCUUAAUUUUAACAUCACGUUCGCCGAUGCGUUUAGCCUUUUUACGCAUCAUCUCAUUAGCUGCCAGCGUUACAUCGACAUAUCCGAGGAUAUUGGAUCCCUUCUACACGACUGCGGCUGUUACAUGAUCGACAUCACACUUCUGGACGAGCGAUUUUGUAAAAUAUCCGCAAGUUUGAUCAGCAUAACAGUAUUAGAGUUGGUGCUCGGUAUCGGUUUGGACGUUGCAAGGGACAAUACUAUACCCCGAUGGUUGUUCUGGAGAGGUGUACUCUCCGCCGUCGUUAGUUUCCCACAAAGAUUCGAACACAAGGAGAUCGAUUCACUUCGUGUUAUGAUAUUACGGCGCGUGAUAGAUUCGGAAAUCACGCAGGACAGUUUCAAUGUGGUAUACAAAAAAUAUACUCGCACCAGAUACGGUCGGAUAUCGAAAUAUUUCCUGGCACAGGUUACCAGGAUACCUGCCGCAGAAACUAUUUACGAUCCGUAGAAUUGAUUUUUAUUAGUAAGAAUAAAAAUAUUAUCGCCAAUUUUUGGGAGAAAAGAGGAGGAAAGCUCAUUACCCUGAACAGGAUAUUCGAUUGGUCGGACCAAGUGCCGAACAGGUGUAGAAGAUCGGGCCGCUUUGAGUACAGGCCACUGGCGGCUAAUAUACCAUGAGUGAGCUCUUCCAAAGCGUUCGGGGUUUUAGCAGCCGAGCUGACGAUCAGUCUUGGUGGCUCCAGUCCUAAGUUGCAUGUCUGCCAUUCGUUAAUAGCAGCGCGUCCACCAUUCGGGCAAAGUAACUCUAUCUUUGAGGAAUCGACGUCGCUCAACAAA
Bombus pascuorum is the source of this 1889-nucleotide messenger RNA. RefSeq lists its product as uncharacterized. Bases 64 to 1560 code for a protein of 498 amino acids. The record is from RefSeq and is a predicted model, not a curated record. Lineage: Eukaryota; Metazoa; Arthropoda; Insecta; Hymenoptera; Apidae. The transcript has 8 exons.